Schistosoma turkestanicum is the source of this 1560-nucleotide messenger RNA. Lineage: Eukaryota; Metazoa; Platyhelminthes; Trematoda; Strigeidida; Schistosomatidae. The record is from the annotation of a GenBank genome assembly.
GCUGAUUACGUCAUCACAUUAUUGAAGCUCCUGUCGACGCGUUCAAAAUCUUACGCUACCAACUCCUAGUUUCGAUUAUCUGUUUGUUAUAAGCUCAUGCUUGUUCUAUUCCUGAUUGUUCAUCUCUUUUGUGAUUAAAGCUGUAAAAAUGGACAGACCUGAGCCUACCAUACAAAAUAUUUUGGACUCAAAUACUUUGCGUUGGAUUUUCGUUGGAGGUAAAGGUGGAGUUGGGAAAACGACAUGCAGUUGCAGCAUUGCUGUUCAAAUGGCUAAAGUGCGUGAGCGUGUCCUGAUUUUGAGCACAGAUCCUGCUCAUAACCUUUCGGAUGCAUUUGACCAAAAAUUUUCGAAAAAUCCUACUAAAGUUAAGGGUUUUGACAAUCUUUUUGCCAUGGAAAUUGAUCCAAAUGUGAACUUAGGAGAGUUUGAAGAGGAUCUUGUUGGUUCCGAAGAAGCAGCAGUUUCUGCUGAUAUACGCAAAACCAUAGGUCACUUAAUGACUUCAUUCCCUGGGGUGGAUGAAUAUAUGUCUUAUACAGAGGUGUUUCGAUUGGUUCGUAAUAUGGAUUAUUCAGUCGUCAUUUUUGAUACAGCUCCCACUGGCCACACUCUACGAUUAUUGGCGUUCCCAGAAGCUAUGGAAAAAAGCCUUGGCAAAGUAGUAUCGAUGAAAAAUCAAUUUGCUCCAAUUUUAAACCAGUUAAUGGGCCUAGUCGGAAUGAACAGUACGCAAGGUGGUGAUUUAACAAAUGCAAUAGAAACACGCCUACCUAUCGUUAAAGAAAUAACCAAGCAGUUCAAAGAUUCCUCUCAGACUACAUUUGUAUGUGUUUGUAUACCAGAAUUCCUAAGUAUGUAUGAAACAGAACGCUUGAUCCAAGAACUCACUGCUCACGAUAUUGACGUGCAUAAUGUCAUUGUAAAUCAACUGUUGUUUCCGAACUUAUUAUCACCUGAUGCCUCGUCUGAAGAUCGUUCGAAUGAACCUCCGUCUAAUUGUCGAAUGUGCUUAGCACGUCAUCGAAUACAGUCGAAAUAUCUGGAACAAAUUUUAGAAUUAUAUGAAGACAUGCAUGUCAUACAGUUACCCCAACUGGAAAAUGAAGUACGAGGAUUGAAGUCUGUUCAAAGCUUCUCCGAACUUCUUUUGACCCCAUACCAUAGGAAAUAAAAAUUUUAUGGUUUUCACAUUGUUUAUAAAAAUGAUGUCGUUUGUAGAUUUUAAUGGGUUUUUUUUCUGAUAUAAUAUACAUUUAUUUUGAUGAACUGAAUUUUAAAAAAAUGCUAUUUAACAGUUUUUCAUUAUCUCUCUAACACCGAAAAAAUUCUUGAUAGCUUUCCAUGCUAAGUCAGCACUUAUCGUGUAGAUGAAGUGUUUCAAAACAAAAUUUAACGAUUAUCGGUCUGUGAUAGUGAAUGGAAAAUGUGAUCGAUCAUCGAGCGUGGACAGCUAAAUGACCAUUAAAUGUAUGAUUUCAUUUCCCCGUACUGAUUUCCACUUCAGACUCACUGAAUAUUUCUGCUUGAAAUUUUAUGGAAUAUUAUUUCUAUCGUUUA